AUGGCAGACAUUCUUUCAGCAGUUGGCGGUAUUGUAUCCGCCGGUUUAGGUAUUGCAAACACAGUCACUUCGAAAGCAGAAGGGAUUUUCGUUACCGUCACUUCGGGUGCCGAUGGUGCAUGGAGAACAGCAACAAGUGGUGUUGUUGUUGAGUUCAAUUCGGUGACUUCGCAAGGAGGUCAAGGAUAUCAAAUCCUUACUUCCAACGCCGAUGGUGUUGUUAGUACUAUAACACAAGGUGCGGUAUCUCAAUUUUCACUUGUUACUAGUGGCGGUGCUGCUGGUGUUAACUCAUUGACUGGGGGGAGUGGCUCUUCUGUUGAGACAAGCACUGCAUCUACUAGCGGCGGCAGUGAUGAGUCACACACUACAAACGCUUCUUCCUCUAGUGCAACUGGCGGAGCUGGAUCAUCCAAAUCGGAUGCAUCUUCAUCUGAGUCAGGCUCGUCCAAGGCCUCAUCAUCUGGUGGAGCAGAUGCUGCUUCAAAGACAUCGGAUUCGUCGUCAAAAUCAAGCGGUUCAAGCUCGACUAAAUCUUCGUCGUCAUCCUCAAGCGCCGCAUCUUCAAGUAACAACAUUGACGCAGUAAAACACUGGAAAAAGACAUUGGUCAUGGGAGCUAUAGUUGGAGUUACAUUCGUAGCUACUGUAUUGUAA
This is a messenger RNA of Lodderomyces theae, 657 nucleotides long. RefSeq lists its product as uncharacterized. The transcript has a single exon. The record is from RefSeq and is a predicted model, not a curated record. NCBI's taxonomy places the organism in Eukaryota, Fungi, Ascomycota, Pichiomycetes, Serinales, Debaryomycetaceae. Bases 1 to 657 code for a protein of 218 amino acids.